Molecule: messenger RNA, 6871 nt
Organism: Sitodiplosis mosellana (orange wheat blossom midge)
Lineage: Eukaryota; Metazoa; Arthropoda; Insecta; Diptera; Cecidomyiidae
Exons: 17
Coding region: 203-4297 (1364 amino acids)
Source: RefSeq, a predicted model, not a curated record
CAAUGUACAUCAAUUCAAUUCGCGGCUAGUUCCGGAAGCGUGGUUAGUUAAGCGCAGAUUUUGCAAGAGCAAAAUACAGUAAAUUUCUUUGAGACACUUUUUUGAGUAUUGAUAUUUGGAAAAUAACAGUAAAACUCUCUUUUGAGAGAAAGAGGAACCCAAUUUUUUAUUUUUAAACGUUGUGAGAAAACAUUCAGGUGAAAUGGCUGUCGACAUCGACACAGAAGCUGUUGACACAAUUAUGAACGAACAGACACCAACAGAUACAGAUGAUUUUGCACCAAAAUGGAUCGACAGCGACUUCUUAGAGAAACACCUACAGAACUUUUUCGGUGAUAAGCAAAUUACCAUUGUCAAUUUUGAAGUGAAGCCAGCAACAGCCAAAGGAGAAAACUAUGCGAGCUAUCUCUAUCGAGUAAAAGUCACAUAUUCGGAUGAGACACAAACGUGUUCAGGCAGACGAAAUUCGGAUUUCAAGCUUUCAACUCUGAACAUCAUCAUAAAAACUGCAGUUCCUGGCGAAUUUGCUUUUGAGAUGUUGAAUGCAAAUGAUGUUUACAGCAAAGAAAUUGAAUUCUAUAGCAAAAUUGCACCCAAAAUAAAUCAAAAGCUAAAAAAUUUGAACGAAACAGAUCAACUUGUGGCCGAACCGUAUGGAGUUUGUGAUGCAAAUAAUGCGAUUUUGUUCGAGGAUUUGAGUACAAAGGGCUAUGGCAUUGCUUCUGUCCAUCGCGGACUCAAUUUCGAAGAAGCUAAAAUCGUUUUGAAAAAAGCUGCCACAUUACAUGCCAUUCAUGCUGUGCUGCAAGAGGAAGACCCAAACAUUUUUGAAAACUUUAAAUAUGGUUUGAUGAGCCGACAUACGGAUGUAUUCAACAUAUUUUACAUGACUCAGCUGGAUGUGAUGAUGGAAGUUAUUUCAACAUGGCCAGACAGUGAAUAUUACAUGGAAAAAUUGCAACGUCUUCGUAGCAAUAUUAUGGACAAAGGAGCCAAAGCCUUUGAUCCCGAUCCAACUCACUUCAACACAAUGAUUCACGGCGAUAUGUGGGUUAAUAAUCUCAUGAUGAAGCACAUCGAUAAGCUUGGUUUCAGUGAUGAAACUGAAGCGUCAAUUGAAAAUAUAAUUUUCAUCGACUUUCAAUAUUCUUGUUGGACGUCGCCAACCAUUGAUUUGCAUUUCUUUUUCAACGGUUCGCUACAAGAAUCGCUGCGACCAAAUCGUUUCGAUGAUUUAAUCGAGUUCUACCACGGGCAUCUCGUGGAAUAUCUAACACGUUUGGGGUAUAAAAAACAAAUUCCCACUUUGGAAGAGCUCAAUCGACAGUAUCAUGAGAAGGAUUUCUAUGGUUUUAUUGCAGCUUGUUUAAUUCAACCAUUGAUGAUCAACGAAGAAACCGCCGAAGCCGAUGUCGAAGCGUUAAUGAUCGGCGAUGAAAGAUCCAUGAAAUUCAAACGAAUCAUUUAUUCAUCACAAAAGGUUCGAGUCAAUUUACGGAAACUUAUUCCAAUUUACGAUGGCAUGGGCCUUUUCGAUAAAAUGGUUGUAGAAACCAAUAUGAUUGAACAAAUUCCAAAGUGGCUUGACAAAGAAUUUUUAGAAAAACACUUGCGGAAUUACUACGGUCUUGUACAGCUAACUAUUGCCAAUUUCGAAGUGAAACCGGCCACGGCGAAAGGUGACAAUUAUGCCAGUGAUCUGUAUCGAGUUCAUGUCACAUUUUCGGAUGAGGAAUUUAAGCCGUUAAAUGUCAUCGUAAAAACGGCUGUUCCUGGUCGACUUGCAACUGAAAAAUUGUCAAAGAAUAAUUCUUAUGGCAAAGAAAUGGAAUUUUAUAGCAAAAUCGCGCCAAAAAUCAACCAAAAGCUGAAAAAAUUGAACGAAACAGCCCAAUUAGUAGCUGAACCGUAUGGAGUUUGUAAUACGAAUAAUGCGAUUUUGUUUGAGGAUUUGAAAAUCAAAGGCUAUGGCACAGCUUCAGUUCAACGCGGACUAAAUUUUGAAGAAACGAAAAUAGUUCUGAAGAAAACCGCCCUGUUACAUGCAAUCAAUGCUGUGCUGCAGGAGGAAGAACCGAAUAUUUUUGAAAACUUUAAAUACGGUUUAAUGAGUCGAACGACAGAUGCACUCGAUACAUUUUUCUUGACUCAGUUUGAUGUGAUGAUGGAAGUAAUUUCAACAUGGCCAGACAAAGAAUAUUACAUGGAAAAAUUCCAAAGUCUGCGUCGAAACCUUAUGGAAAAGGGGGCCAAAGCCUUCGAUCCUGAUCCGAAUCACUUCAACACGAUGAUUCAUGGCGAUUUGUGGAUUAACAAUCUCAUGAUGAAAUACACGGAUAAGCACGAUUCCAGUAAUGAAACCAAAGUGUCAAUUGAAAAUAUGAUUUUCAUCGACUUCCAAUUCUCCUGUUGGACGUCGCCAGGUAUUGAUUUUCAUUACUUUUUCGAAUCUUCGUUGCAAGAAUCGCUGCGACCAAGCCGAUAUGAUGAUUUAAUUGAAUCAUAUCAAGGAGACCUUGCCGAAUAUCUGGAACGUUUGGGCUAUAAAAAUCAUAUUCCGACUUCGGACGAAAUCAAGCAACAGUAUAGAGAGAAAGCAUUUUAUGGUUUUAUUUCGUCGUGCAUGUAUUAUCCUAUGUUUAUCAAUGAAGAAACCGCCGAAGCAGAUUUCGAGGCGUUCAACAUGGGCGAUGAAAGAUCCAUGAGAGUCAAGAGACUGGUAUAUUCAUCGCCGAAGGCUCGGUCCUAUUUACGAAAAGUCAUUCCGAUGUACGACAGCAUGGGCAUCUUCGAAAAUAGAACCAAUCUCACCAUUUUAAGGGAGGUCAGUCCAAAGACAACUGAUGAAGAUCAUUCGGAAACGGCUGAUCUAAAUGAGACUACCAGAGAGUCUUUUAUCAAAGACGAAGACGUUAUUACUGAUCAAAAUGAAUCUGAAUUAGAAAUUCAGUUGAUGUGGCUAGAUGGUUUGUUUGCAAGCAAAAUAGUGAGUCCAAAUCGAGUGAAAACAAACACAAACAAUCGAUUGAAAGCUUCAGAUCAGAAAAUGACAUCUACAAAUAUAGCCGAGUCUGAAAUUCUAAAGUGGCUAAAUACUGGCUUCAUGCAGGAACAUCUACGCAAACACUACGGGAACAAUGAAGUAAAAGUUCAAAGUUUGAUGGUUGAAUCAGCUACAGCCGCUGGCGAAAACUUUGCCAGUUCCAUUUAUCGGGUCAAAGUGGAUUUUAGCUUGGAUUUUAGCGAUGAGAUAAUGACCCGAAGCCUUAUAGUAAAAGCGGCACUUUCAAGUGGCCACGCCUUCGAAACACUUUCGGCUCACAAUGUCUACGAUAAAGAAAUUGAAUUCUAUGGUGAGAUUGUGCCUCAUAUUCAGCGGUUGUUGAAAAAAUUGAAUGAGCCGACCGAAUUGAUCGCCGAGACGAUCGGCGUAUGUCAGUUGAAUAAAGUGAUGUUAUUUGAAGAUUUGACUCCAAAGGGCUAUGGCAUGGCAUCCAUACAAAAAGGAUUUGAUUUGGCCGAAGCAAAGGCAAUCUUGAACAAAUCGGCGACAUUCCAUGCGAUCUGUGCAGUUUUGCAAGAGGAAAAGCCAAACAUUUUCGUGAACUUCAAAUAUGGUGCAAUGAGUCGUGACAGUGAUGUUUUCCACAAUUUCUACUACGCUCAACUCGAUGUUCUGAUUGAAUUACUUUCGACGUGGCCAGAUUUUGAUCGAUACACGGAAAAGUUGCGUCGUCUUCGAAAUGAUGUAGUUGAAAGAGGCUUGAAAGUGUUUGAUCCUAAUCCAAAUCACUUCAACACAUUGAACCAUGGGGAUUUUUGGCUGAAUAAUGUUAUGAUAAAACCAACGGAAGGAGGAAAUGAUGCGCCAUUUGAAAAUGUGAUGUUUAUUGAUUUCCAGGAUUCGUGUUGGGCAUCGCCAGCCGUUGACUUACAUUAUUUCUUGAACACAUCGCUUUGUGAAGCGCUUCGUCCACACUCGUUUAAUGAACUGAUUCAGUUUUAUCACGAACAACUAUCGACUAAUUUGAUUCGAUUGGAGUACAAAAAACGCAUUCCAACAAGCGACGAGUUUUUCAAACAAUUCAAUGAGAGAUAUUUUUACGGUUUCAUCGUCGCAUGCACCAUUCAGCCAUUCAUGAUCAAUGAAUGCACUGAAGAUGCAGACCUUGAGGCAAUGGUGUUAAUCGACGAGCGAUCAAUGAGAUACAGAAGAAAUAUGUAUAAGCAGCCAAAAGUUUACGAAAUUUUACGCAAACUCAUUCCAUUUUACGAUCAACUAGGCAUCUUUGAUUGAAGAGACGGAUGAAAUGAAAUAAAAUUCAAUGAAGUGUCAUUCUUGCUGCGGUUUUUAUCAGAAAUGAAUGGAAUUCGUGUUUAAAUGAUGUUAUUUUGGGAUGUUUAUUGGUGAAUAAAUUUAAUUUGUGUUCAGCAAAAAAGCAAAGCAACACUUUUUUUUGUUCAUGUAACCGAAAAAUUCAUUACAAUUAAUAAUUUUCUAAUGAAGUCGUAGUUCAAUGAAUAAAUGAAUGUCGAAUAAAAAUUGAUCCGAAAAUGACAAAAAACGAUGUAUUAAAUUUUUUUUUCGGUUGCUGUUAGUUUUAUAGGUGUGAACAAUUUUGUCGGAUCGUUGAAUGGAACAUCAUAUUAAAGAGAGUCGGAGAAAUGUGCGAUACCUAAGAUACGUAAGUUCGUUGGCCCUACAUUCGACUACAUUAGCAUACCUGUGAACGAACCAUAAAUGAAUCUAAUACACAUUUGAUGCAGUGCUUCGACAACGUCGUUUGUUAAUUGCUUUGUUGUCCUUCUGUUAUGUGUCGCAUUCAAAAGAAAGCAUCGAAAAAGAAAGAGAAAUAUAUUUUCUCCCCUUUCCUCUUUAUGCAUUAACAUUCAACAUUGUUUGUUCUCCUAUGUUUAUCGCUUGGUCACGAACUGUAAGGCAAAUGCAAAAUGUAUUUGUGUUUCAUUGUAGCUCGCUUCUGUAUGAGUGUGGAGCGCGAAACAUGAGCCGACCAAUGUAAGUGUGUGCGUUGCAAUAUACACCUUGACAUAACGACGUCUGGUUCACUGUCACAUUUUCCAUACUACACACUCUGAACAGCUGAGACGUCAAAAAGAACGCUCUUUUAUUUUAUAUUUCUAUUUCUUUUUUUUUGAUUAAGUAACGUGCAAAUUUUGUUAACUAAUUAAGAUUUUUCAUUGACGGAAGCAAUUGAUUUGUAUAAAUUGCAAACAAAAAAAACGAAUUUAAUGUGAUCAGAAAAAAGUGAAAUCACACACAAAAACUUCAACAAAGAAUAACAAGAAAAAAAUAAUUGAUAAAAAUUGAAUGUGUAAAUCGUGUUAUUGGUUCUGUAUGUGAAGGUCGUUAAAAUGGAGCCGACAACACGAGAUUGGAUGGAUUUGAUCACGGAAAUGAUUUGGGUCAUCGAACGAGAAACCAAAUUCACACUGAGAGGCAUUCAUGAAGACUUCAAACAAACGGGACUGUCGUUCGAUGCGGAAUUUCGCAAUCAUUUCUUGCAAUUUAUUGUAACACGCGUCGCCAAGACAUACGACCAAUUCCAAAUAAGAUUGGAAUUCGAGGAGCUGGAAAAUCGGUACGAUUCUGGUGCAAUGGACAGUGAUGGCUCAUUCGUAGAAUGGAAACAGUCCACUGGGUACAAUCGUCAAAAUCACACACCGGAAAGACCGAGUGUAGCACAAAAGCGGAAAAAACCAGACGAACUUGAUGCCAGCAAUCGCACGUUCAUAGUCAAAAGACCGCGAAUCGAUGGACGAAUCGGAAUGGAAUUGGAUGAGGAAGUUGACAGAGAGCCAGUUGUUGAGGAGGAAAAAAUCGACGAAGCAAUCGAUCCACAAAUUGAACAGAACGACGAAAUUGCAGGAGCAGUUGAAACACCACAAGAAGUGGAAACAAAUGAUAAUGAGUGCCUUGUUUCAACACAGACAAUAACAAUUCAAACAGCUAUUGUUGACGUCGACACCACUCCAGUUGAUCCAGUAGUUGACUUUAAAUGGACAAAGAAAAGAUGCAGCCGAAGACUUACCCGUCCUUCUCCAGGUGAUAAACAAGCUGAAGACGCUGGCAGACAGCAGACGAAAGCAACUUCUACCCGAUCUUCCAUUUUGGCUUCAGCUUUGACUAGGCCGGCUCCGGCUUCAGUAAAGAAGGCAAGAAUGCAAGCGCUCACAUCAGCACAAGAUGCAGAAAAGCCAACCAAAGGCAGCACCGACGUCAUGAAUCAAAGUAGUGGCACCGCACCACGACCGUGUGCUCCAAAAACCAAUCUGAGAUCAAGCAUUGCACCGACUCAAAAAACACUCAUUGUGAAUGGAAUAAAGCGAUACAAAUGUGACGAAUGCGACUACAGUAACAGCAGAAGAGAUAGAAUAUCGUUGCAUAUGUUGGAGCAUAAAGAGAAGCCAUUCCGCUGUAAAUUGUGUCCAAAGAAAUUCGCCGAACAGGAUCUUCUUGACAUUCAUUUGAAAGUUCAUCAGAAUAAAUGUUCGCGAUGCAAAAAAAAAUUUGCCGACAAAGUAAAAUGUGAACUCCAUGAAAGAAAUUGCACUUUAUUACGAUAUGAAUGCUAUUUAUGUAAAUAUCAAAACAGGGAGAGAUAUGUUUUGGUACAACACAUGCUUAAGCAUACCGGCGAUCAGCCUUACCAUUGUGAACUAUGCCCCAAUAAGUAUACGAGAAAAAAGAACUUACGAAAACAUGUGAAAUCAUUUCAUGUUAAAAAAAUAAAAUUGAUAUAACCAGAAAAUAAAUUGGAUCAAGAAAAAUAUUGAAUUGAUGUAAAAAAAAAAUUGACGCAUAAAAGAAAAUAAAAACAUAAAUCAAAUGUCAUUCAUUUCCCAAACGCAA